AUGAAGGCCCCGGCUUGGGCGACGGCCCUCCUCCUGGCGCUGCUGGUGCCGCUCAGCGUGGCGGCCAACAUCCGCAACAUAUACCUCUUCAAGGACGUCAUGGUGUCCAACACGACGGCCAUCACGCAGUCGGGCUUCAACUCGCUCGUCAUGUUCGGCGUCGGCGUGCUGGCCAACGGCGACAUCAUGUACUACUCCAACACGCCCGGCAGCAAGGACGUGGUGGUGGCGUCGGGCGGCGCCUACGUGGGCGGCGCGGCCCUGCAGGCCAAGGUGCGGUCGCUCAAGAGCGCCCCCGGCAGCACCGUGAACCGGCUCGAGAUCUGCAUGAACUCCAACAACGUGCGCGAGCUCAUGGCCUCGCCCGGGCCCGGCACCAACACGAACGUGUACCGCAACUUCGCCGCGCUCAAGGAGGCCUGGAACCUGGACGCGGUCAACAACAACGACGAGGCCAUCUACGAGGUGUCGAGCACCGUCGUCUUCGCCAAGAUGCUCGGGCGCAUGGGCUACAAGUACGCGGCCAGCCCCUACACCAACCGCAACUUCUACCGCAGCCUGCUGGCCGAGCUCAACCGCGGCCUGGCCGAGAAGGACUGGCUGCUCGACCGCAUGUACCUGCAGUGCUACGACGGCGGCGCCGGCAACGACCCCAUCGCGUGGCAGGACAGCCUCGGCAUCAAGAUGGUGCCGCUGCUCUGGGUCAUCAACGACUCCAAGCCGUACUACGGCGUCACGCCCGCCGAGGCCCGCACGCGCUUCGCCGCCUGGGCCGCCAGGGGCACGCUCGGCGGCGGCGGGUACUGGAACGAGUACGACAUUGAGAAGAUGGGCCUGUCGUACAAGGAGUACUCGGGUGUUCUGAGCAGCGUCUUUCCCUGA
Molecule: messenger RNA, 882 nt
Organism: Gaeumannomyces tritici R3-111a-1
Lineage: Eukaryota; Fungi; Ascomycota; Sordariomycetes; Magnaporthales; Magnaporthaceae
Exons: 1
Coding region: 1-882 (293 amino acids)
Source: RefSeq, a predicted model, not a curated record